This is a messenger RNA of Triticum turgidum subsp. durum (durum wheat), 708 nucleotides long. Lineage: Eukaryota; Viridiplantae; Streptophyta; Magnoliopsida; Poales; Poaceae. The record is from the annotation of a GenBank genome assembly.
AUGAGCAAGCCAUGGAAGAAACGCAAGGAGCUGGAUGAACAUCGCUACUGGAACCACACAGGCGAGCAAGAUAAGCAUUUCUUCAAGGUUAUGAUUGGCGACUUCCAUGAGAGAAUGGUCAUACCAGAUAGGUUUGUCCAACAUUUCAGGGGGCAAACAGGACGAACUAUUAAGCUAGCAUCACGCCAUGGUUACACUUUUGAUGUUCAGAUUACCAAGAAUUUGGAGAAACUAGUCCUUGAUUCGGGAUGGAAGGCGUUUGCUCGUGCCCAUAACUUGAGAACGGGGGACUUUCUUGUGUUCAAGUAUGAUGGCCACUCUCAACUGAAGGUUUUGAUCUUUGGGCCGAGCGGUUGCGAGAAAAUUCAAGCGUGCAAUCUCAAGAAAAAUGCUGCUCCUGGUAAAGACUGGUUAGCAACCCCAGUAAACUCUUAUCGCUACGCCUUUCAUGAAAUAUCAAGAAAAUAUGCUGAAGUAUACCUUCCAUUUGAGGAACAAAUGCUGACCCUUCAGCAUCAUGGCAAGAAGUGGGAGGUGCGGUGUCGUGUUAAGAAAAGCAAAGCCAAAAGGCUUUUGAGAGGGUGGAAGCAUUUUGCGCGUGACAACAACUUGCAGCUGGGAGAUGUCUGCCUCUUUGAGCUACUGAGGAACAAGAAGAAGUAUGUGAUGAAUGUCCAUAUCAUUCGCAAAUCCCUUUACAAGAGGUGA